UGAUUAGAACACAUCAGGUGCCCUUCUUGUUUGUUCUGGACUUCUGUCUAAGCGCCGUUUAUCGGCCCUUUUUAUAUACUACCAGAGGUGGCGAUGACCCGCAUCUAUCAGUAACAAGUCGAUCACAUGAGCCGUCGGCUGGAUAUUACGCCACUUACCUGGGUUCAAUGUAGAGGUAAGAGUGUGACUGGACUAGAGAUGGCUCUGCUAAUGGAGCACCAGUUCAGACAGCUGCCAGCUGACAGACAGGUGGAAACAAGACCGUUUCUGGAGGCUGUGUCAUACCUUCCACCGUUUUUUGACUGCCUUGGCUCUACUAUUUUUGCACCAAUAAAAGCAGAUAUAUCUGGUAACAUCACAAAAAUCAAGGCGGUUUUCGAUACCAACCCAGGGCGGUUCAAGACACUCCAGCAGAUUGUGGAGGCAGAGAAGGAAAUGCAUGGAGCAGAAUGGCCCAAAGCUGGAGCGACGCUGGCACUUAUGUGGCUAAAAAGGGGUCUACGAUUUAUUCAAGUGUUCCUACAGAGCCUAGUGGAUGGUGAAAAGGAUGAUAGCAACCCAAACCUCAUUCGAGUCAAUGUCACCAAGGCCUAUGAAAUAGCCCUGAAAAGAUAUCAUGGCUGGUUCGUGCAACAGCUCUUCAAGGCAGCUCUUUUCGCUGCUCCAUAUAAGACGGAUUUCUUGAAGGCCCUCUCCAAGGGUCGGGACAUCAAGGAAGAGGAAUGCUUGGAAAAAAUCAGAAAAUUUCUCAUCAACUUCACUCCCACUGUUGAUGCUAUUUAUGAGAUGUACAAUAAGCUGAAUGCUGAUCUUGAUUAUACAGUGUGACUGCAGGAAGUUCCUCUUUCCUCCAGUGAUCCACUUACAAAGUACAAAUUCAUUUACAUUCUGCAGUCUACAUUUUGACAUUGUUCCCUUCAGGUCAUCUGACAGCUCACUGUGGGAGUGUAUUUAUAGUCUGUCGAUACACAUCAAAUAUUUGUGUCACCCGUGUACCAGGCUUUCUCGUUACGCCUUUUCCUCACUGUUGUUUGACUCUGAGGUAAGUUUCCCAAAGCAGCUGCAAAUUUGCACGCAGUAUUUCUUUGUUCUCUAUUUAAAGAGUCACGUUUCUUUACAGGAAAAACUAUGAUAUUGAUAUUAGUACCUAUUUUUAUGUAUGUGAUCAUAAGAUAAUUAUACCAAGAAUCAAAAUGCUACUCAACAUAUGGUUUGGAACCAGGACGGUUCCAAAACUUAAAAAGCUUAAAAAGCCUUAAGUAAGUGAGUAAGGUGUCAAAUGUUGACAGAUUUAAUGAGCCACAUCACUAUCAACACUGAUUAAAAUACCAAAAUGUAAUCUUUGCUGUAAUCAUUUGUACCUUUUUUAUAGUGAUUUUAAAUUUAUGUUAUUGUUAUAUAUCCCAACAUAAGAUAAGGGCUGCAUUUACUUUUAAUUAUACAAAAAAUGUGAUAAGGCUAUGUCUUAGUAGUAUAGUUUGAAGUAAAAUUAUAACCCAAUUUUCCUUCUAAGUUAUUAAAAUUAAACUCUAUUUAAUUAAUUAAACUAAGUAAUUUAUUAAAGGUUAUAAAAAAAAACAUAGAAAACACAUGAAUAGAAUAUUUUACCGCCGUCAUAUUUCAAAAGCUCCCAGAAUACAAGAAGUCAUGCAUACAUCCAAUUGAUAACUCCUCUGUUUCACCCACCCCCCAGGUUAAGAGUCUGGGUGUCAUCCUUGACAGCACACUAUCCUUUCAACCCCACAUCAAUAACAUUACCCGCUCUGCCUACUUCCACCUACGAAACAUUAAUCGCCUCCACCCCUCCAUUACCCUCCACCCUGCCACCAUCCUUGUCCACAGUCUCGUCACUUCCCGUCUGGAUUACUGAACUCUCUCCGCUUCGGCCUCCCUCACAAAUCCCUCCAUAAACUUCAGCUGGUCCAGAAUUCAGCUGCCCACAUCAUAACUCGAACCCCCUCCAUCCACCACAUCACUCCUGUCCUCCAACAGCUCCACUGGCUCCCGGUCCAGUUCUGUAUCUAAUUCAAAGUCCUCCUGUUUACAUUCAAUGCUAUCCACAACCUCGCCCCCCCCCCAUAUUUGUCUGAUCUCCUCCAUUGUCCCACUCCCUCCCGCUCCCUCAGAUCCUCUUCUCCACACACCUGUCUGUCCCCUCUGCCCGUCUCACCACCAUGUGGAGCAGAGCAUUCAGCCGCUCUGCUCCCCGUCUCUGGAAUUCAUUACCAUCCCAACUUAGAAACAUCGAUUCAUUCCCCCAUUUCAAAUUGCAGCUCAAAACUCAUCUGUUUAAAACUGCCUUUUCCACUUGAUGUCAAUUGCUCUGCCUCUUUCUGUUUUUAUUGUUGUUGUAUUCUUUAUUUUUUUUGCUGCUUUUAAUGUCUUCUGUAUCCCUGUACGAUGUCCUUGAGUGCCGAGAAAGGUGCCUUUUAAAUAAAAUUUAUUAUUAUUAUUCUACACGGUUGUAAAUGGCUUCUAAUAUUGCACACCUGUUUUAGGAGCUACGGAGAAUUUCAGUAACCAAGUCAGCUUCAUGCAUUCAGUCUUUUUUAUACAUGUCACUUUGUAUAAACAAGUGGGCUAAUUAAAAACUACGUUUAAAUACCUCUUUUAUACUUCCAUGCUAUGCAGGACUUGAAUAUGAGUAUGAGUAUCUUAACUAAUGUUCCACUCUGCUCUCAGGUGUUUACAUACAACUGAAUGUGUAUCUUCUUUAAACCUCUUUGUAUCAAGUGUUUCAUUAUGACUUUUUGCCUUUUACACGGUUGUUAGAUAAAAUUUCAGAUGCUUGACGAAGCUAGAUUAAAUGUCAAUAGUGAUGCUUUGUCAGCAUCCCACCUUUUAAAUAAAGGUUAUUUUGGUGGCCUUUGGCUAGUCAGUACUGUUUUGAGUGUGCUAAAAUGCUUGUCUGAUGUGUCUCUUGUCGUUGAAAUAAUGUUGCAGUGGGUGUAUAGUGUAAAAUAACAAAUCUUGUAUUUUCAAUU
This is a messenger RNA of Perca flavescens (yellow perch), 2984 nucleotides long. It is a transcript of the gene gltpa, whose product is annotated as glycolipid transfer protein a. The record is from RefSeq and is a predicted model, not a curated record. Gene Ontology annotation, biological process: ceramide transport; intermembrane lipid transfer. The transcript has 6 exons. Gene Ontology annotation, molecular function: ceramide 1-phosphate transfer activity; ceramide 1-phosphate binding. The coding region runs from base 127 to 828 and encodes 233 amino acids. Gene Ontology annotation, cellular component: membrane; cytoplasm; cytosol. NCBI's taxonomy places the organism in Eukaryota, Metazoa, Chordata, Actinopteri, Perciformes, Percidae.